AUGUCAUCUGUCACAAAUAUUGACUUUACAAGUUUCAUUUUCAUUUCAAAUAUUGAUCGUAGGUUGGAAAAAGGUGUCUAUUAUCUACACUCAUAACUGAAAAGUAUUUCUAAUCAAUUUUAUUCUAUAAUAAAUUUAACUAGAACUGUGUCAGUUCAAACUCUGUUUGUGGAUAGAGUAUUUUAUACCUGCAAUACAAACUAAAAAUUUUCAAAUUAUUUCUCAUUUAUUAAAAUGAUUAUUUGAAGAGAAAAUCUCGAUUUUCGAGGUAGUUUGACGUGAUCAUUUUGUCAAAGUGAAUAUGAACAGUAAUAAAAAGAUAGAAGAAGGAUUGGAGCAUAUAAAAAAUGCAGAGAAAAGUUUGAAAACUUCGUUAAUGAAAUGGAGACCUGACUAUGACAACGCAGCAGAUGAAUACAACAAAGCUGCCACUUGCUUCAGAAACGCUAAAGCAUUUGAUCAAUGCAAAAAUGCCCUUUUGAGAGCUGCCGACUGCCAUAAGCAGAACCGGGCAUUGUUUUAUGCUGCUAAAGCCUUAGAUCAGGCAAUUCUUGUCUCUAAAGAGCUUGGUGAUCUGAAAGACAUUCCUGAAUUGGCAGAAAAAGCUGCCAAUAUGUUUCAGACUCAAGGAAAUGGGGAAUCAGCAUCAUCUUCAUUGGAUAAGGCUGCUAAAAUAAUUGAGGCACAGUAUCCAGAAGAGGCACUCAGAUUAUUUCAACAUGCUGCAGAUGUUGCUUUGGUACAAGAUAAUAUAAGACAAGCUGCUGAGUACAUGAGUAAAGUUGCUAGAAUCCACGUGAAACUGAGAAAGUUUGAAGCCGCUGCUGAUGCAAUAAGAAGAGAAUUGGGUUUGAGGGAGCAGAGCGAGGCCUAUCAAUCUACUGGACGUUUAGCUGUUGCUCUGGUUUUAGUACAGAUUGCUAGAGGAGAUAUUGUAGCUGCAGAGAAAGCCUUUAAGGAAUGGGGCAACUAUUGUGAAGGUCCUGAAGUUCAAUGUUUGGAAAUGCUCCUUCAAGCAUAUGACGAGGAAGACCCAGAAGCUGCAAAAGUAGCACUCAACAAUCCUUUUAUAAAACAUAUGGAUGUGGAAUAUGCUAUUUUAGCAAGAGAUAUGCCUUUACCUGAACAAAGUCUUACUAUUGCAAAACCUGUGGUUAGGGAAAAUGCUCAAGCUGGUCAAUCUGCAAGUUCUGAUCAGUCAAAAGAUGGAAAUAAUGGAGAUGAAGAAGAUGAGGAUAAUCUAUGUUAGAAAUUUCAUUGGUGACCUUAAUGGUUAUUUAUAGAAAUUGCUAUAUUUUGAUGCUUCAUGUAUUCUGUUGAACUGAAACACCACUGUUUUAAUAAUAGCCUAAAGUUAAUAAUAAAUAAGAGAAGAAUUUUGACCAGAUGUUGAUUUGGAUGGAGAUACAAUUUUGAUGAAAGUUGUUGUUUUAUAUAUUACAUUAUUUUAUUAUAAAUUAUUAGUCACUAGGAUUAUUCAUAUCGUAUAAAGAAAGCUAUGCAUAAUUUUUGUUGAUUUUAACUGUUCAAUAAAAAUAUAAAUAAUG
Messenger RNA from Harmonia axyridis, 1547 nucleotides. Its product is annotated as gamma-soluble NSF attachment protein-like. Gene Ontology annotation, cellular component: vacuolar membrane; SNARE complex. Lineage: Eukaryota; Metazoa; Arthropoda; Insecta; Coleoptera; Coccinellidae. Bases 302 to 1249 code for a protein of 315 amino acids. Gene Ontology annotation, biological process: intracellular protein transport. The record is from RefSeq and is a predicted model, not a curated record. Gene Ontology annotation, molecular function: soluble NSF attachment protein activity; syntaxin binding. The transcript has 2 exons.